AUGUUACAAGCUACAUCUCCAACGGCUCUUAAAUUCAUGUCUAACAGUGAGCGUGGUAAAUACUAUCGACGUAGACGCAAGCAGUACGGUGCACACCUUGAGGAGCGCGUCAACACCCUUCGUAAUGAGAUUGCGGCCUUAGCGGUUUCUCGUCAGGUCCAGCUAGAGCUGACCUUAUCACAGCGACAAACGCCACUUGGUGCGGCUGCUAGUAUUGUAAAAGAGUAUUGUCUGCUCUUCAAUCAUGGAGCACCUGUUCAAAUGGCCGUGGACGAGCACGAUGUGUCUGCAUCACUAGUGGCGCAUGCGAGCACUGCCCAACGAGGUUUCUUGCAGGCUGUGAUGAAUACAGACGUGCAGUUUGGCGAUUUUUGUGGUAUCGAACCCUUGUUGGGCCAGUGGGAACGCUACUCGCUUUACCAUGCGGCUAUCGAAUGGACAAUGAAGUCGCUUGAAGUGAUUGAGCUGGCCGAGCCUGAAGAACUGGUUUUGAACAAAUACUGCGAAGAAAGCCGGCUGACGAUUUCUAUCAACGCGGACUUACGUGUAAAGUUUUCUCGACGUACGAUCGAAGAGGUGUUCCCGCAUUUGGCUGGAGACAAAGUAUUGACGCAGAUGCUCAUUGGACUGGAGGUGACAUAUCCGUGCAUGAACCACUUUUGUUUUGAUCCAAAUGGUAAGAUUGAGUGGUAUACUCCCGAGGUGGAUUUUGUUGGUGCAUUGACAAGAGCAUUGAAGUAUCCGGAGCUGGUGGCGCGCGUCAUGGGCAGUGCACUGAUUGAGAAGGACCAUUUGAUUGGCAGCAAGAGCGGCGGACGCCAGCUUGAUGUUGUUGAAGUGGAAGAUGAAAACAAUCGGACAGAAGUGUGCAUGCCUGAAAUGAUGGAGGACACAAGUACGAGCAUGUGGCCGAAUGACGGCAAAUUCGUAGACGUGACUGUAGUAAGCAGCGAUGAACUGGUUCCUGAAUUAUCAUAUGAUCGGCCGAAGCGACUGGAGCUGUCGUAUAUUUUAUCGACUGAGUAA
Messenger RNA from Peronospora belbahrii, 1026 nucleotides. NCBI's taxonomy places the organism in Eukaryota, Oomycota, Peronosporomycetes, Peronosporales, Peronosporaceae. The record is from the annotation of a GenBank genome assembly.